UGAGAGAGUGCAGGGUGUGUGUGUAAGAGCAGGGUGUGUGUGUCUGUGUGUGAGAGAGAGUGCAGUGUGUGUGUGUAAGUGCAGGUGGGGGGGUGUCUGUGUGUAGACGGCACUGUGUGUUUGGGCGCAGAGGGGAGCGCGUGUGCACGCCGUGAAGUGUGUCUGAUCGCGUGUGCGCCCGAGGGGAGCGGGCAGGGGUGUACCAGGGCUGCGGGUCAAUGGGAGCAGCUCUCAGGGCCACUCCCGGGAGUUCCCCGAGUUGGACCCACCGGUCCCGUUCGCUGCUCUCCGCGGCCAGGCGCGCUGAGCUCUGCGCACAGCGUCGGGCAUCAACCCAUCAGCUGCAGCGCCGUUCGGCCCCGCUCCCAUCUCACAGCCGGCUCUGUGCGCACGGCUUGUAUGAGUCCAUCAAAACAUGCUAGAACCGCUCAGGGUCCAGUGGUGGCAAAGGAGCUUCAAAGACGGAAGAGACCACCAGUCUGCCCCUGAAGGGUGGUGUUUCCCUGGCUGCUUCUGUGUGGCUUGUAGGGAGCAGCAAUGAAUUCCUCCUUCCCUUUCCCAGAGAGCCACCUCAGCCUGCAGGAGCUUUUGAAAGGGGAGAACGUGUCCCUGCCUGGAGUAUGGAAUGGGAGCCAGGAACUGGACUGGGAGGAGCUGGAAAAGAUGCUCUUCCUGUUUGCAAAGGAGCCUGUCACCAUCAGCCUGACCAUCCUGUACCUGCUCUCUUUUGUGGUGGGAUUUGUUGGGAACAUCAUGUCCAUCAAAGUGCUCACCAGGAAGCGUAGCAGUCGGAUGCCCAGUCUGAGUGCCACCAGGAGCCUCCUUAUCAACCUGGCCAUCUGCGACUUGAUGGUGGUGUGUGUCUGCAUGCCCAUUACAAUGGGGAACUUGAUAUACAAAGCCUGGGUGUACGGGGACUUCUUGUGCAGGGCUGUGCCAUUCAUCCAGGCCGUGUCUGUCUCAGCCAGUGUGCUCAGCCUCACGGUCAUUAGUGUGAACAGGUAUUACAGUGUUCACAACCCUCUGAAUGCCAGGUCCUUCUUCACCCAGAGAAAGAUCCUCAGCGCCAUCCUGGUGGUGUGGGUCCUGUCCUCUGGGAUCUGCAUGCCCCUUAUAUUCAUGAACAAAAGGGAUGAGAUUGGGGCAGUGGAGGGACUGCCAUUGGUGUUCCCAAUCUGCAGGGAAAUAUGGCCUCAAGAGAAGCUCAAGCAAGCCUACAACUUCCUGCUCUUCUGUGCCCUCUACUGCCUGCCUGUGCUAUUCAAUAUGGUCAUCUGCUUCCUGACCGUGCGAAGGCUGUGGAGCUGCACCAGCCAGUUGAAGGAGUGCAACUCACUGAACCGAUCCCUGCCAGCCUCCAGGCUGAAGAUCCGCAAGAAAGUGGCCCAGAUGGUGGUGGCCCUGGUCCUGCUGUUUGCCAUCUCCUGGCUGCCCUUCUACAUGAUGGACAUCUGGAUUGACUUCAACAUCCCCAACUCUUUGCAGGAUGUGACUCCAUCUCCCUGGGUCCUGCAACUCAGACCUUUUGCUCAGUGGCUAGGCCUCACCAACUCCAGCCUCAACCCCAUAUGCUAUUGCUUUGUUGGGAACCUCUACAGGUCAGCCAAAGAAAUGAAGAGCAAAUACCACCAGAGGAUGGUCUCCCUUUUUAACUUCUCUCUGUCUGAAGGGACUGCACCUUCUUCUGUGCCUGAGUUGCUCUCUUACAGGAACUCCAUGGACUCUGCAAGGAAAGAGUCCAGCUGCACCCUAGCAAUGGGCAAGAGGUGUCAGGGGGACUCUGACCCUAAGAACAACUGUGAAACUUCACUAAUGUCCUGCCAGCCUCUGUCUCUAAACACCAUGUCUAGUGAAAAGACUUCUCUAUAAUCUUGUUCAGGAAGAACACCUAUUAAUACAUUCAUCCUUACUAAGAGGUGUAUCAGACUACCGCUGAUGGCCAUGUAGUAGGUUUUUCUGAAUCUGAUAUUCUAAAGAGGGAGAAGAAACCUAGCAUGCCCUCUCCCCACCUCCCCCGCCCCCAAAUAAAGACAGAGGAAGGAAAGAGAGAUAAAGAGAAAAAAUGCGGAGAAAAAGAUUACUUCUAUUUUAACUGAGAUGAACUUACCAAAAAGGACAAAUUAUCUCUAUCAGAGACACCUGGACACAAGAAAUGCACAAUCCUCUCUCGCGUUAAAAGCUUUCACACUAAAUAGAUAAACUUCCAAUCAGAUGUUCUCCUCCUGCAGCUCCAUCUCUGCAGAGAUGCAGGUUUGAUACAUUAGCAAUUGUACUUUGACCGCUCGCUACUGCUUACCCUGAGCUGAUAAAGUCUGACUGGAACAAGCUUUCCUGGCUGCAAAUCACAUCAAUCGUAGUUGCAAGCAGUAAAGAAAGUCUAGAAACCAUAUAACAUAAAUAGUAUUAGCAGAGAAUUUCACACGCUGUGCCACUUGAGACGUCAUUGUCUGAUCUGUAACACACCAAGCUGUCAUACAAACAAAUGUUACUGAAGUGAGUUGUCUGUGACAUAACCAUUACAGUUCUGUAUUUGGAAAUUCAGAAGCGAUAAUGAGGCCCCAGAGCCCCUCUGAGAAGUGCAGUAGGAAAAUGGGCUCUUUUGGAUUGGGAACAUUUUCCUUUUGGUGGUUUGGAUAUAACUGGAUUUCUGUUAACACAUUUUACACUCAGAAAGUCAGCUCGCCCACCGCUCUACCUGUACAAAGCAAAGACAAUGGCAUGUGAAAAUAAAAGUAAAAGGUGUUUUAUAACAAUAAAAUCAGAACCAAACCGUAA
Chrysemys picta bellii (western painted turtle) is the source of this 2775-nucleotide messenger RNA. RefSeq names its product galanin receptor type 1-like. The record is from RefSeq and is a predicted model, not a curated record. Gene Ontology annotation, molecular function: G protein-coupled receptor activity; peptide binding. Gene Ontology annotation, biological process: G protein-coupled receptor signaling pathway; cellular response to hormone stimulus. Lineage: Eukaryota; Metazoa; Chordata; Testudines; Emydidae. Gene Ontology annotation, cellular component: plasma membrane.